AUGACUGCUGUGGCGCCUAUGGAGAUCCGUGUCUUCUCCGACUUGGUGAACGAGGCGAGAGUGGUGGAAGAGUAUGCCAAGACGGUAGCUUCAUCCAAGAAAACUCAUGGAGGGAUUUCUAGUUGGAGGCGUGGCAAGUAUUUCCAUCCGAAGAGUCAACGUUUUAAAAGAGGAGGAUAUAUGCCUCAAGGUCAAGGAGUCUUCAGGAAGAACACUCAGAUUCAGUUUCAGUACGCUAAGGGGAAAGGAAAUCAUAGUAAGAAUUCUCCGGAUUUGACUUGUGUACGUUGUGGGCAUUUCCAUCCUUAUAAAUCAUGUAAGAUUGGUUUAGGUGGUUGCUUCAGUUGUGGGUUGACUGGCCACAUUGCGAGGGAUUGCACUCGUGGGAGGAAUCAGAAUGCGGGCCAGAGUCAGCAUCAAGGUCGAGUCUUUGCUGUGAAUGCCAAGGAUGCUUCCAAGGCAGAUCUGUUGAUGAGAGGUAUUUGUUUAAUUGGUGAUAAGACUUUAAUUACAUUGUAUGAUACUGGGGCUUCGCAUUCGUUUAUUUCGUUUGCUAAAGUGAGGAAUAAGACUUGA
Molecule: messenger RNA, 576 nt
Organism: Arachis ipaensis
Lineage: Eukaryota; Viridiplantae; Streptophyta; Magnoliopsida; Fabales; Fabaceae
Source: RefSeq, a predicted model, not a curated record